This is a messenger RNA of Dentiscutata heterogama, 225 nucleotides long. NCBI's taxonomy places the organism in Eukaryota, Fungi, Glomeromycota, Glomeromycetes, Diversisporales, Gigasporaceae. The record is from the annotation of a GenBank genome assembly.
UUUAAUAGCAGUUUUAAAUUUGUAGAAGAGGUAGGUGAGGUAGAGAAAGUAAAAGAAGUAGAGGAGCAGGUUGAAACAUCCUGUGGAAUUUUACAAGUUGCUUCACCUUCACCAACUGAUUGUCUGAGUUCUUUAAAAUCCUGGGUUAUAGAUGAUGAUAAUGAGAUGAUAUUAACAAAAUUACGCACUUUUUCAAUUGACUGUUUAAUAGAUGAUAAACCAGUU